Nezara viridula (southern green stink bug) is the source of this 319-nucleotide messenger RNA. The record is from the annotation of a GenBank genome assembly. Lineage: Eukaryota; Metazoa; Arthropoda; Insecta; Hemiptera; Pentatomidae.
AUAUUAUAUUACAAAAUAAAAAGAUGGCAGAUGAUAAAACGAGUCGAGGAAAAUUAUCGCAAUAAUCUGCUUGCAGCGAGAUACAGACCGAGCAAAGUCUAGAAUAAUAAUCAAUUUAGACAUUCUGUGGGUCGGGUGCCAGGGGAAAUCAACGCCACUCUUCCUGUUCCAUCAAACACACCCCGGCUGAUGUACGCCUCUCCGAGGAGUAGCGAGUGCGAAAUUCGAUCCUAUGUUGUAAUUGAUGAUAAAGCCUGUAGUGUUGCAGAAAUGCGAGACCGAGACAUGGUCUUGAAAACUCAGCCUUGAUCAUGGUCUU